Molecule: messenger RNA, 1605 nt
Organism: Fukomys damarensis (Damara mole-rat)
Lineage: Eukaryota; Metazoa; Chordata; Mammalia; Rodentia; Bathyergidae
Gene: Hao2
Product: hydroxyacid oxidase 2
Exons: 8
Coding region: 93-1154 (353 amino acids)
Molecular function (GO): FMN binding; oxidoreductase activity
Source: RefSeq, a predicted model, not a curated record
CACAUCCAGAAGGCAGCCAGGCUUUGUGUGUUUGCCUGUGGACAGCACGGUUCUUGAGGACUGGAAAACAUUGGACUCAAUCAGGUCCAGAAAUGUCCUUGGUGUGUUUGACAGACUUUGAGACGCUCGCUCGACAGCGGCUGUCUAAGACAACUUGGGAUUAUAUUGAAGGCGGUGCUGAUGAAGGCAUCACCCGGGAUGACAACGUCGCAGCAUUUAAAAGAUUCCGCCUCCGUCCACGGUAUCUGAGAGAUGUGUCGGAGGUGGACACCAGGACCACAAUCCAAGGGGAAGAGAUCAGUGCCCCGAUUUGCAUCGCACCCUCUGGUUUCCACCGCAUCGCCUGGCCCGAUGGAGAAAUGAGCACAGCCAGAGCUGCCCAAGCCGCUGGCACCUGCUACAUCACCAGCACAUAUGCCAGCUGCACCCUGGAAGACAUUGUAGCUGCUGCCCCAAGAGGCCUCCGAUGGUUCCAGCUCUACGUGCAGACCAACUGGGAGCUAAAUAAACAGCUGAUCCAGAGGGCAGAAUCCCUGGGUUUUCAAGCCUUGGUAAUCACUGUGGAUGUACCUGUGCCUGGCAAAAGGCGAAAUGACAUUCGAAACCAAGUGGAUUUGAAGUUGAACUUGAUGCUAAAGGACCUUCGAUCACCAGAAGAGAAGAAUUUCAUACCUGACAUACAGCUGUCUUCCAUAAACUCAUCUUUCUGCUGGAAUGAUCUCUCCUGGUUCCAGAGCAUAACUCAGUUGCCCAUCAUCCUGAAAGGGAUUCUGACAAAAGAGGACGCCGAAUUAGCCGUGAAACACAAAGUCCAAGGCAUCAUUGUCUCCAACCACGGUGGAAGGCAGUUAGAUGAAGUUCCUGCUUCAAUCGAUGCUUUGAUGGAAGUGGUAACUGCUGUAAAAGGGAAAAUUGAAGUGUACAUGGAUGGUGGGGUUCGAACUGGCAAUGAUGUGCUGAAAACUCUGGCCCUUGGGGCCAAGUGCAUUUUUCUUGGAAGACCAAUCCUAUGGGGUCUGGCUUGCAAGGGUGAAUGUGGCGUUGAGGAAGUUUUGAACAUUUUAAAAACUGAGUUCCACACUUCCAUGGUCCUUGCAGGCUGCCGGUCAGUUGCUGAGAUCAAUUGGGAUCUGAUCCAGUUCUCCAGAUUAUAAGGAACUACUAUGAUUGUCCACUGGAUAAGACAAACUCACAGCAUAGUGUGUAGUGCUUUCCUGCCUGGGGCCAAUCCUACGCAGUAGCUCAGACUCUGGACACUCAAACCCUCCGGUACUUGCAGACCUUAAAUCCUUAAUUUUCCUCAAAUGCACCAUACCUUUAUUUACCUUACCACCUUUUAUAUGUUGUUCUUUUCUGUAAAAUUCUCCUCUGAACUAAAAAUACUGAAAUGGCAGAUAAGCUGAGAUUGCAAAAGUUAGUAUGUUAUAUUUUUUGUGUAUCCUAAAUAACUAUGGGCUUUGUGUUCUGGACAGAAAAGCUAUACAUAUAUAAAAUAUCUGACAACAAAAACCAUACUCCUAUCUACAGAUAAUAGGGAAUUCACCAGUUUAUCCCACACAACAAAGAGCUGAUCCAGGGAAUGUUAAUGUGGGAAACACCAAAAAA